Messenger RNA from Cyphellophora attinorum, 1752 nucleotides. Its product is annotated as Neutrophil cytosol factor 2. The transcript is spliced from 3 exons. Gene Ontology annotation, molecular function: protein binding. The record is from RefSeq and is a predicted model, not a curated record. NCBI's taxonomy places the organism in Eukaryota, Fungi, Ascomycota, Eurotiomycetes, Chaetothyriales, Cyphellophoraceae. The coding region runs from base 1 to 1752 and encodes 583 amino acids.
AUGUCGCUUAAGCAGGAAAUAGAGACAUGGGUGCAGGCACUCAGUCACUAUGACAACACCGAGUACGAGGAGUCGUUACGAGUCUUCGACAACAUCGCCGAUACCUCACGAAUACUGUUUAAUUGCGGCGUCAUCCAUGCAACAAUCGGAGAACAUGAACGAGCGGUGGAAUGCUACCAAAGGGCCAUCAAGCUCGACAUGUACCUUGCUGUGGCCUACUUCCAGCAAGGCGUGUCGAACUUCCUUCUCGGCGACUUCGAGGAAGCGCUGGCGAACUUCAACGACACCCUGCUCUACCUGAGAGGCAACACUUAUAUUGACUAUGAUCAGUUGGGUCUCAAGUUCAAGUUGUACUCGUGUGAGGUUCUAUUCAACCGCGGCUUAUGUUACAUCUAUCUCCAGCAAGAACAACCUGGUAUGCAGGACUUCGACUUUGCUCGGAAGGAGAAGAUGACCCCGGAUCACGACGUGAUUGAGGAUGCUAUCAAGGAGAAGGCCGAGGGCUACACUGUAUUUAGCAUACCCGUGGGCGUGGUGUACCGGCCAAAUGAGGCAAAAGUUAAGAACUUGAAGACAAAAGACUACCUCGGCAAAGCUCGUCUUGUUGCGACUGCUGAUAGCAAGAACACCGGCGUAGGCUUCGCAGGCGCCGAAAGAGUUCAGGCCUUGCAACGAGCAGAUGCUGCCAAGGACGACCGACCCGCCGAAAACAUCAGCUAUGCUGCCACAAAUCUCGUGCAAAGGAGUCUGACCAGCCGAGCUGCGCCGCCGCGUGACUCGAGCGCUCCAGCAGUCAUGGGUCGGAAUGUCUUUCCACCCACGCCUCCACCAGAGGGCGACAAGCCAGGUGGGAAUCGCGGGAGCGGAGGUGCUGGCAAUGCAGCAUUGCCAUACCGGUCUGCUUCAAUGCGAAAUCCGCCAAGCAACAUGCAGCCACCUCCUCCACGAGGACAAGGCGAACCCCGACCAGGCAUGCUUGGCCGUUCCCGGACCGUCGAUCUUAAUGGCAGCUAUGGAAGAGGCCAGGACAGCUACUCACCAAGAGGCAGCUACGGAGAUCAGCCACCUAAUCCAAUGGAAAGAUCCAGAACAGGGACGCUCAGAGGUUCAUCCGAGCCAAGAGGUGGUGCUACAUCGCGUCAGCCAUUUCCCAGCAGGUCUAUGUCGACUCGAGCGCCAGCUCCUGCACCGCUGUUCAGAGAAACAACACCAAGGGCAAGAUUUGAAAGAGAUCCUGCCGAGGACACUGUCGAUGAUGUAUAUGGCCUGUACGCCCAAUCUAGACAAGUGUAUGGUGGUCGUGAUGCCCGAGGCAGCCCUUACAUGAUCAACGAGGAAGACGAGGAAGAUUACAUUGACGAAGAUGUUGGAGGCGAUGACAUGGCAGGGUUUGAGCCGGUCUACAAUCGAUCGCCUCCACAGUCACGACUGCAACCGUCGAUGUCGACCCGAACAAAGCGUGUCGAAAUGCGCAAGAUCCGCUGUAAGGUCCACGCUAAUGAAGACACGAGAUAUAUCAUGCUGCAGGCAGACGCUCCUCUUGGCGUUGAUUUUGGCGAGUUUGAGAGCAAGAUCCGCGAGAAAUUUGCUGUGAAGAGCGCGUUGAAGAUCCGAAUGCGCGACCCUGACGAUGGUGAUAUGAUCACCAUGGGCGACCAAGACGAUCUGGAAAUGCUCAUCCAGAGUGUCCGGGCUCUUGCCAAGAGAGAGAAGAGUGAGAUGGGCAAGAUGGAGGUCUGGAUCUCAUUCUGA